This is a messenger RNA of Pistacia vera, 2077 nucleotides long. Its product is annotated as ketol-acid reductoisomerase, chloroplastic. The transcript has 10 exons. Gene Ontology annotation, cellular component: chloroplast; mitochondrion. Gene Ontology annotation, molecular function: ketol-acid reductoisomerase activity. Gene Ontology annotation, biological process: L-valine biosynthetic process. Bases 29 to 1795 code for a protein of 588 amino acids. The record is from RefSeq and is a predicted model, not a curated record. NCBI's taxonomy places the organism in Eukaryota, Viridiplantae, Streptophyta, Magnoliopsida, Sapindales, Anacardiaceae.
CUGUCUCUUAUCUCUUAACUAGUCACGAAUGGCGGCGGCUGCAGCGACAUCCUUCACUCCCUCUCUCUCAACACCUGCAACAUCUUCUUCUGAAACCCUAAAGCCAGCCUUCACAACUCUCAACCUAGGGUUUCUCUCGUCGACCUCAAAGUCAUUGAGAGCUAUGAAAGCUACCACCGGUGGAAAUGGUGUCGGUGUGGGGUCAGCUCUCGGUGUGCGCAUGGUGUCGAUGCCGACGAUUAAGACUCCUACCUCUCUCGAUUUCGAGACCUCUGUCUUCAAGAAGGAGAAGAUCUCUCUCGCUGGCCACGACGAGUACAUUGUGAGAGGAGGAAGGGAUUUAUUCAAGUUGCUGCCUGAUGCAUUCAAGGGGAUUAAGCAGAUUGGCGUUAUCGGUUGGGGUUCUCAGGGACCUGCUCAAGCUCAGAAUUUGAGGGAUUCCCUUGCAGAAGCAAAAUCUGAUAUUGUUGUCAAGAUUGGGCUUAGGAAGGGCUCUCGUUCUUUUGCUGAAGCUCGUGCUGCUGGCUUUACUGAAGAGAAUGGAACUUUGGGUGAUAUAUGGGAAACUGUAUCUGGCAGUGAUCUGGUGUUGCUAUUGAUUUCUGAUGCUGCACAGGCAGACAACUAUGAGAAAAUUUUCUCUCACAUGAAGCCAAACAGCAUCCUUGGACUUUCCCAUGGUUUUCUUCUUGGGCAUUUGCAGUCUAUGGGACUUGAUUUCCCAAAGAAUAUUAGUGUGAUUGCUGUGUGUCCCAAGGGAAUGGGUCCAUCUGUGAGGAGACUUUAUGUUCAAGGCAAAGAGAUUAAUGGUGCUGGAAUUAAUUCCAGUUUUGCAGUCCACCAGGAUGUUGAUGGCAGAGCCACUGAUGUUGCCCUGGGAUGGUCAGUUGCCCUGGGUUCUCCUUUCACAUUUGCCACCACUUUGGAGCAGGAGUACAAGAGUGAUAUCUUUGGGGAGCGGGGCAUUUUACUUGGUGCUGUUCAUGGAAUUGUGGAGUCCUUGUUUAGAAGGUACACUGACAAUGGAAUGAGUGAAGAUCAGGCUUACAAGAAUACUGUUGAGUGCAUAACAGGAAUUAUAUCAAAGACCAUCUCAACUCAGGGUAUGUUGGCUGUUUACAACUCCCUGUCUGAAGAGGAGAAAAAGGAAUUCGAGACAGCUUAUAGUGCCUCAUACUAUCCUUGCAUGGACAUCUUGUAUGAGUGCUAUGAAGAUGUAGCCAGUUGUAGUGAGAUCCGCAGUGUUGUCUUGGCUGGGCGUCGGUUUUAUGAAAAGGAUGGUCUACCAGCUUUCCCAAUGGGAAAAAUUGAUCAGACUCGCAUGUGGAAAGUUGGUGAGCGAGUCCGAUCAGCACGGCCAGCUGGUGACUUAGGUCCGUUGUAUCCCUUUACUGCAGGUGUCUAUGUGGCUUUAAUGAUGGCCCAGAUUGAAAUCUUGAGGAAGAAAGGGCACUCAUACUCUGAGAUCAUCAAUGAAAGUGUGAUCGAGUCUGUAGAUUCAUUGAACCCAUUUAUGCAUGCUCGUGGUGUUUCUUUUAUGGUGGAUAACUGCUCUACAACAGCUCGGCUAGGAUCAAGGAAAUGGGCCCCUCGUUUUGAUUACGUCCUCACGCAACAGGCUUUGGUGGCAGUGGACAGUGGUGCCCCCAUCAACCGAGAUCUCAUCAGCAACUUCCUUUCAGAUCCAGUGCAUGGAGCCAUUGAAGUCUGUGCUCAAUUGAGACCUACCGUCGACAUUUCAGUUCCACCAGAUGCAGAUUUUGUGCGUCCAGAGUUGCGUCAAUCUAGCAAUUAAGUCCUGGAGCAACCUUUGGCUUGAAGUAGCCAACAAAAUUCCCUCUACAGGGAUAUUCGGGGCAGAAACCUUGUGCUAUCUAUGAGCUGUAGUUGUAUUUAUCUAUCUAGUUUGCUUUGUUAAGUGGUAUUCUAUAUAUGUAGAACGACACUAUUAUCUAUGAGUUUGAUGUUGGAGGAGAUGUGGAAAUGCUUUCUAUAUUUGGGGUGAGAGAAGUCCCGAGUAGAGAGUGCGUUUUAUAAUAGUUCAUGCAUUUCAAUGAGUAAUAUCUUUUUCAGAAAA